Molecule: messenger RNA, 2245 nt
Organism: Boleophthalmus pectinirostris (great blue-spotted mudskipper)
Lineage: Eukaryota; Metazoa; Chordata; Actinopteri; Gobiiformes; Gobiidae
Product: protein tyrosine phosphatase type IVA 2-like
Exons: 8
Coding region: 756-1262 (168 amino acids)
Biological process (GO): protein dephosphorylation
Cellular component (GO): nucleus
Molecular function (GO): protein tyrosine phosphatase activity
Source: RefSeq, a predicted model, not a curated record
CGGAAGUGGUUGCUUCUGCCUGUGGCUCCGUGCGGCGCGUUUGACAUUUUCAGCUCAUCAUGCAUACCUUGCAUGCUCUUCUUUACCACUAAACCGCAUUUGUCGCUCACGGAAUACUACACUCAACAGGCAGGUUAGCAGCAUCAAGCAGACCAUAGAGUAUAGAGAAGCAUCAUCAUCAUCAAUGGUGUGUCUACAACUAGCAGCCGGCACAUUUUCCCGUGUACGCUCAAUGAACUAUCUCCACAGCUCACAUCACGGCUGCAUAUGUAUGGCGUUUGUGAAGCUUGGAGGGGAGUUUUGCCAGGCACAGCACCUACUGCUCAUUGUGGACAAGUGAACAAGAGAGCGAGAUACCACUGCCACUGUUGUCGAGAGGCGUUUAUUGACAUCCUAUUGGACCCUUAUGAGGAAGAUUCACCUUUCAAUCUCUUGCUUGUUCUGUGGAGUAGAGAAGGCUUUCCUUUCAUUCUGGGAGUGUCCUGUUCACUCUCUGCUCCAAUCUUUACUAAUCAGGAGAAAUUAAUAUCCUGUCUUUGCCUUUUUUUGUUGACAUUGACAGUUUUAAAUCCAACCCCAAAGCCAGAUUUUUGCUGUUGCCAAGUAAUCUUUUUCACCUCAGUCGAAUCUGAAAUUCCCCUUUUUUCUAUCAAAUAUUGUAAAUUAAGUGCCCCUUUUUGUGAGUGAAAAUAUAGUAUUACUGGCUGUGACAACCUUUAGAAAAGCACACAAGAGUUUAUCUUUUUCUUGUCAAAAUGAAUCGACCAGCCCCAGUGGAGAUUUCUUAUGAUUGCCUGAGAUUUCUCAUUACACACAACCCCACCAAUCAACAACUGGGAAAGUUCAUUGAAGAUCUUAAAAACUUUGGUGUGAACACACUUGUCAGAGUGUGUACUGCUACCUAUGAUAAAGCGCCAUUGGAACAGGAAGGCAUACAAGUCGUUGAUUGGCCAUUUGAUGAUGGCUCUGCCCCACCAGAGCAAGUGGUGGAUGAUUGGCUCCAUCUGCUGCAGACCAAAUUUAGAGAGGAGCCUGGAUCCUGUGUGGCUGUCCACUGUGUAGCAGGGCUCGGACGUGCUCCAGUUCUGGUGGCUUUGGCCUUAAUUGAGUGUGGGAUGGAAUAUGAGGAUGCAGUGCACUUCAUUAGACUGAAGCGCCGUGGAGCUUUCAAUGCGAAACAGCUCUUGUACCUGGAGAACUACAAGCCUAAACUGUGUUUGCGCUCCAAGGAUGGUAAUGGACAGAGCUGCUGCAUACAGUAGGAACUAUGAUAUAUGCAGCACAUGUGAUGAAAGCUAAGUGUGUAGGAUUUAAAAGAGUUCAUAGUUUUAAUUGGAAACAUUUAUGCAAGAAGCAAAAACAAAGUGUAUACGUUAUUAUUAUAAUUAUCCCCAAUUGAAGAGAGUCCUUGUCCUCUUUUAUUGAAUAUGUAGCAUACAGUCACAAAUAAUUCACUGUGACACUGUAAACGAUUCCUCGUUUUCUGAUCUAAGUUUCAGAGGUUUCCUCGUACAGAGUAGUGCAAUUGUAUUCCUUAAUUGCAACAUUUUGUUAUGCAGUCAAAAAUCAGCACAAUUCGUGUUAUUGUAUAAAGUGCAUAUGCCUAUUGUAUGCGGAUGCACAUGUGAAAACUGCUGUAUUAAACUGUACUAUGGUCCACAUUUGUACCGUACCUACUCUAUGUCCAAACCCAGUGCUUGGUCUGCUUGUUGAAAUUAUUGUGAAUGUUUUACACUAUCCAACAUCACAACAGUAAAGGCCAACUCACUCACGUCGAAUGUAUUUAGAAAAGACUAUCAGGGUUCCAGUACAGUGUCCGAUUGGCUCAUAUGUCAACUGAACCAUACAUGUCCUCUUAAUGGUAGAUGUGCAAAUUACUUCCUGCAUAACUACUCUGCUAUAAUAGUAGGUAGACCUGUUUGUCUGCACUAAAGAAAACACAAAUGUGGCCAAGAUAUGUACUUAUAGAACAGUUUCUUCUAUUUCUCUGCUUUUAUCACCACCGCUACAAUACAGGCUGUUGUAUGCUCUGUGUCAACCUCUACCUAUAGCUAUCUUUGCUAGCUGCUACAUGUGUGUAAGAAACUGUUGGUCUUUGUGGAGUCAUGUUUAUAGGUUGCAUUUGAGACCCAUAUAUUCUGUUUAUACAUAUUUAUUUAUACCCACCGUCUUUCUUUGUGAUAUGGUGUCUGCUGGGGGAAAUGCUCUUAGUGUCUUCUGAUUAAUAAAGUGUUUAGUAAUGUAA